AUAUCGGCACGGCUUCAUGUUCAAUUGCAAGACACACAGAGCGUAUCCCUCAACUAUAGGAUUGAUGUUUUUUUUUCCUCUCUCAAAAAACAGCAUUCUAGCAGGAAAACGGAUUAUAGUAGCAAUAGCCAUUCAUUACACAUUCAAGUUUUAUCGUCUCUAGCUAGGGAUAUUUACCGGCAAGAUGGAUCCAUAUGUACUAAGAACGUCCGAGGAUAAAGUUGAACAGACUAAAUCUGACUUCCGUGGAUCCUGUGUAAAAUCACCAAAUGAGGAGAAUAUCAAGUUGCUGCUUAGCGAAGAAUGGUGUACUAACGACAUCGGUAUCAAACUGCUAUCACAGGAUCCUCACGCUUAUACAUAUCUAAUUACGAAGCCCGACCCAAACAAGCUUACCAAAACAAUCAUACGCGUGAUGCUACCUGUCGACCCUUAUUUCAAAACUCAGGCCGAGGUCUCUUCCUUGGAAUGGGUUCGACAGUAUACAUCGCUACCAGUUCCGAAAGUUGUGAUAUUCGACCCGACUGGCACUACUCAGAUUGGGCUCGAAUGGAUUGUUCUUGAAUGCUCGCAAGGCCAGGUACCUCCCAUGGCGGAGGCUGAAGUGGGUGAAGCUAACUGGGAAAUGGUAAGCGACGAAAAGAAGCGGUCGUUAAUAAGACAAUUGGUGGCAUUCUAUUCUGCCACAUUCGACCACCAACUCUCCACCAUCGGCAGUCUAUAUAUGGGCCAUGCGACCGGAAGGCGGGACAGAGACGAUAAAGUUGGUGUUAUCGUCUCCCCGGAGUUCUAUAUGGACAACCAGAAGGUCAAUAUUGGCCGUGGACCGUUCAGAAAUAGUGCUGAGUGGCUCCAAAUACGCAUAGAGAUGAAGCAGAGGGACAGCUUGGCCAUCUCGAACACCGACGUGGCGCUCAAAACCAAGCAUAUCAUCGAUCGCCUGAAGAGAUUGAGAGGAAGGCUCUUUGAUUCAAUACUCUUUGAACCCACAGUGCUCACAAACUGUGACAUCAAUUAUAAUAGCAUCCUGAUGAAUCGUAAUAAGCUAGUCGGGAUACUGGGUUGGGAGCAUACGUCUGCGCUUCCAUUAUGGAAAGGGUGCGAACUUCCCAAAUUCCUGCAAGGGGUAGCACGUAACCAACAACCCGAAGAGAGAUAUUACCUAGACGAACAUGGCCAGUGGUUGGCCGGGGCUGAAGAAGACUUCGCCAAGCAUAUGCUUCAAUGGGAGAGAACAUCGCUUCAAAAGAUGUUCCUUAACGAAAUGUCGCAAGCGUGUCCCCAAUGGACUACCAUUUAUAACUCUCCAAUUACUCGACUAAGGAAGGACUACGACAUUGCCGUAAGCUUUUGCGACAACGCAUCCACUCAAGCUUCAAUUGAAAGGUGGCUUUACACCGUAGAGUCUGGUUUGGAAAAUAUCCGCCUCCAAGACCCAGGAAAGAACCGCGUAGAUAUCUCAAGCCUCGGUUUUACUAUCCGCAGCCUUCAGGAUCGUAUAUACGACAGCACGAACGUAUCCGACACAGCAAGACAGCCCGUCACUGGCCCAGAAUCGUAUAUAUUGCAUAUGUUUCGAUAAGGAAGGAUAUUGUUUACGGACUAGGCCUCUGGGUUCUACGCUGCAUUGUGGCCACUCUUAAUUGAUCACACCAAUCACGAAUCACGAUCAG
Messenger RNA from Daldinia caldariorum, 1673 nucleotides. RefSeq lists its product as uncharacterized. Bases 185 to 1582 code for a protein of 465 amino acids. The transcript has a single exon. NCBI's taxonomy places the organism in Eukaryota, Fungi, Ascomycota, Sordariomycetes, Xylariales, Hypoxylaceae. The record is from RefSeq and is a predicted model, not a curated record.